CACUCCUGAUCCACCCAGUUGUACAGGGCCCACAGGGCCAAGGGUGGACCCCAGAUGGUGCAGACAGAUAUACUGGGACUUCACAUGUAUGCUGUGAGGACACAGGACACUUUCUGUCUCCCAGGCUUUACCGAACACUCAAGAUCAGGUCUGCCAGUCCUGCUCCCCUGGGAUGAGUCAACCUGGAGUAGAAAUUCCGGAAUGAGCCUAGUAGGAGAGCUUUGAGAGCCUUUGCAUCCCUGCUACCCCGGGGAAGAGAUUGUUUUGGAGAGAAAUAGCUGUCUGGUAGAAUUCCCCCUUCUUCCCCCUCCCAUCUCAGCUCUAGUGCAAUAGGAGCUUGUAGGGAUAGUGCGCACCCGAGUGGCCGCUGGGAGCCAGGAGGCCGCGUCACUGGGUCCGGACCUUGUCGUGACCGCCCAGCAGUCACCACCACCCCCGCCCCCUCACUGCUUGUUCGCGCGGCGUGUUUACUUCUGGUACCCGGGUCCCCUCCUCUGUGUCAUCUCCCUGGAUUCUGGUCCUCUGGUCUCCAUGGAGCAGCUGCUGCGCGCCGAGCUGCGCACCAAGACACUGCGGGCCUUUGGGAGCUCCGGGGCCGGCUGCAUCAGUGAAGGCCGUGCCUACGACACCGACGCUGGUCCGGUGUUUGUCAAGGUCAACCGCAGGACGCAGGCCCGGCAGAUGUUUGAGGGAGAGAUGGCAAGCCUGGAGGCCCUCCGCAGCACCGGCUUGGUGCGGGUACCUAAGCCCAUGAAGGUGAUUGACUUGCCAGGAGGUGGGGCUGCCUUUGUGAUGGAAUAUUUGAAGAUGAAGAGCCUGAGCAGCCAGGCAUCAAAGCUCGGGGACCAGAUGGCAGAUUUGCACCUUUACAACCAGAAGCUCAGGGAGAAGGCCAAGGCCCGGGAGAACACAGUGGGCUGUGGGGCCGAGGGUGCCGAGCCCCAGGGUGUGACCAAGUUCGGCUUCAACACAGUGACGUGCUGCGGCUUCAUCCCACAGGUGAACGAAUGGCAGGAUGACUGGCCAACCUUUUUCACGCAACACCGGCUCCAAGCACAGCUGAACCUCAUUGAAAGGGACUAUGCUGACCGGGAGACACAAGAACUGUGGUCAAGACUACAGGUGAAGAUCCCGGACCUGUUCUCUGGUGUAGAGAUUGUCCCUGCCCUCCUCCAUGGAGACCUCUGGUCUGGCAAUGUGGCGGAGGAUGACCAGGGGCCCAUUAUUUACGAUCCAGCUUCCUUCUAUGGCCAUUCUGAGUUUGAACUGGCAAUCGCACUGAUGUUUGGGGGGUUCCCCAGAUCCUUCUUCACUGCCUACCACCAGAAGAUCCCCAAGGCUCCAGGGUUCGACAAGCGCUUGCUGCUCUAUCAGCUCUUCAACUACCUAAACCACUGGAACCACUUUGGGAGGGAGUAUAGAAGCCCAUCCUUGGGCGUGAUGAGGAAGCUGCUCAGGUAGCAGAGGGCUGGGACCUAAUAAAAAGUCAAUCGGGACCCCAACUGGGCUAAUUUGGAGUUGGCCUCCAACAAGUUCAUCAAGAAUGGGCUGUGAGGCUGCGGCAGUGCUGACAGAGGGAGCUGUGUAUGUCGCUCCUGCUGAUGCUGGCAUCUGAUACAGCAUCACUGUUCUCAGCAAGUUCCCACCUCAGCGGCUGCAGCCCCAAGUGCCACAGUUGGGUAGGAAGGACCGCCCCCACCAUGACUCUGGUCAUUCAGUUGCAAUUGCCACCAGACCCUCUUCAGUACCUCACUUUUUUCCCUACUUUUUUUUUAGAGAUUAUUUUGUGUAUAUGUGUGUUCAAAUGUGUAUGUAUAGGUUAGAGUACAAACCUUGUGUUUUCUCUUCUUCCACUAUGUGGGAACCAAACUUGUUGGUUAUCCACAACAUAUCCAAGAAGACUGCUCUGACAUGGAUUUAAGCCAAUAGAAACUCUUUAUUAGCCAGCCAGUGACUACAGCAGGUGUUUGGAAUCCCAGCAUAGCAUUGAGUCUUUCUCAGGGUGAGCUUUUUGUUUGUUUGUUUUCUUUUUCGAGACAGGGU
Chionomys nivalis (European snow vole) is the source of this 2043-nucleotide messenger RNA. RefSeq names its product fructosamine 3 kinase (gene Fn3k). The coding region runs from base 532 to 1461 and encodes 309 amino acids. NCBI's taxonomy places the organism in Eukaryota, Metazoa, Chordata, Mammalia, Rodentia, Cricetidae. The transcript is spliced from 6 exons. Gene Ontology annotation, biological process: fructosamine metabolic process. The record is from RefSeq and is a predicted model, not a curated record.